Molecule: messenger RNA, 1057 nt
Organism: Sinocyclocheilus rhinocerous
Lineage: Eukaryota; Metazoa; Chordata; Actinopteri; Cypriniformes; Cyprinidae
Product: eukaryotic peptide chain release factor subunit 1-like
Exons: 7
Coding region: 188-1057 (289 amino acids)
Biological process (GO): translational termination
Molecular function (GO): translation release factor activity
Source: RefSeq, a predicted model, not a curated record
AAAUGGAAUUUCUGCCUUUCCCCCCACGUGAGCCUCCAUCGAAGCACCACGCGCAGCCGGCUGCUAACGGUCAGUAUAUCACGUCACUGAGAAGCAGAGGCGGCCGAGCUCUGGACCACAACGUAACUGCCGUACGGACGCGGCGGAGCGGAUAAUUGUAGUCUCAGGUCCAGACAGCGCGAGGAAGAUGGCGGACGACCCCAGCGCAGCGGACAGGAACGUGGAAAUUUGGAAGAUUAAGAAGUUGAUCAAAAGCCUUGAGGCGGCUAGAGGAAAUGGCACCAGUAUGAUUUCCCUCAUCAUCCCACCCAAGGAUCAGAUCUCACGUGUUGCCAAGAUGUUGGCCGACGAGUUCGGCACGGCUUCGAACAUCAAGAGCAGAGUCAACAGACUCUCCGUGCUGGGAGCCAUUACCUCAGUACAGCAGAGACUCAAACUCUACAACAAAGUGCCUCCUAAUGGCCUGGUGGUGUAUUGUGGCACCAUAGUGACAGAGGAAGGCAAAGAGAAGAAAGUAAACAUUGAUUUUGAGCCUUUUAAACCAAUCAACACAUCCUUGUAUUUAUGUGACAACAAGUUCCAUACUGAGGCUCUAACAGCUCUGUUGUCAGACGACAGCAAGUUCGGCUUCAUUGUGAUUGAUGGUAGUGGCGCCCUGUUUGGGACUUUACAAGGCAACACAAGGGAGGUGUUGCACAAAUUUACUGUGGACCUGCCCAAAAAACACGGUAGAGGAGGACAGUCUGCUCUUCGAUUUGCACGUUUGAGGAUGGAGAAGAGACAUAACUAUGUGCGUAAGGUAGCAGAGACGGCUGUGCAACUCUUCGUGUCCAAUGACAAGGUCAACGUGGCAGGACUGGUUCUUGCCGGAUCGGCCGACUUCAAGACGGAGCUCAGCCAGUCAGACAUGUUUGAUCCGAGGUUACAAGCGAAGGUUCUGAAGCUGGUUGACAUAUCGUAUGGAGGAGAGAACGGUUUCAACCAGGCCAUUGAGCUUUCAGCAGAAGUGCUGUCCAAUGUCAAGUUCAUCCAAGAAAAGAAACUAAUAGGUAGUUAA